This is a messenger RNA of Oncorhynchus masou masou (cherry salmon), 3062 nucleotides long. RefSeq lists its product as uncharacterized. The record is from RefSeq and is a predicted model, not a curated record. The transcript has 7 exons. Gene Ontology annotation, molecular function: DNA-binding transcription factor activity; RNA polymerase II cis-regulatory region sequence-specific DNA binding. The coding region runs from base 227 to 2131 and encodes 634 amino acids. Lineage: Eukaryota; Metazoa; Chordata; Actinopteri; Salmoniformes; Salmonidae. Gene Ontology annotation, biological process: regulation of transcription by RNA polymerase II.
AACACAGCGUCUCGUCUACCGGAAAAUCACACAAAGACGUGACCAAGAAGAAUUUCCAAGUUUGCGUUUUUAUUGUUGUUACUGAAACCUUUAACACCCUGGAACUCAGAACUAAUUUAACUACACAGCGUCACAUAUUUACCCCAUGUAGUGUUUAAUUCGCGUUGGAGACAGGUUGAUACAUGUUAUCUAGGUAACGCUAGUUAGCUGCUAACGUUAGCUAACAAUGUCUAGCUGUAUGGUUUUUCACACUCAAAUAGCCUCCAUCAUGGAGGUGCUAGCGAAUGCAGCGGUGGCAGAAAUCUGUAAACUCGUAGACGACGACUAUGCAGUGUUUCGUUUGGAAAUAACUCAAAGCCAGAAAGAAAACAGGGCAUUGCGGAGGAAACUACUGGAAAAGAAAGUGGCACGGGAGCGCGCAGUGAGGACAACGCGAGAGCGCGGCCUCGCCAGUAGUGUCAAGAUCCUCGAUCGAUACAGAGGAAUGGCAAGAGGUGAAGGACAUCUCACUGGAGGCCACAGGAGCUUUGUGAAGCCAGCGGGACACAAUACAUGGAGAGAUGACCAACCGAUCACUGUUGAUGAGGGGAGUGUAACCUCAACCCAGUACUUUAUUGGGAUCGAGUCUGCAGAUAAAGAGGCUGCAGGUCCUGGGGUCAAGCUGGAGAGGUUUGAAGGAGUGGAGGAUCCACUGCACAACAGAGACAUCCAGUCAGGAGCGCCCCCUGUAGCCAAUGAGGACCCCACCACCACCCCAGUGCAGUCCAGGACACAAUGCCUCAUCACGGAGGAGGAGGAGGGUCCAGAGGUGCUGCUGCUGAAGGAGGAGGAGGAGGGUCUGGGGAACCCUGAGGGGACCAUGGUCAUGGAGGACAACCAGACUACACCUCUUCUUGAACCCACAGAGGAACUAGCUGAGCAGCACAGGACCAAACACAGUCUCACUGAGUCAGUAGACAUGGAUGAUGGGAAGCCUGAUCUGCUGCUGGUCAAAGAGGAGACAAUAGAAGACAGACCAGAGAACAUUGACCUGCUGAGUGGACUAAAGGUGGGGGAGCAAGGUGGUUGGCUGGAGGAUAACAGAGGUGACUGGGCGGCCAUAUUGGAUUACCAUACAGGUGCAGCCAAGGGCCCAGGGGACAACAUCACCGAGCAAGCCGGGACCAAAGGCAACAUAGUGGAGUCUGCAGUCCAUGAGGACCUGCUGAUAUCCAGUGUGGCUGGCUGGAAAUACUGGACCUCUGAGGUGGCUGGUCACAAACCAUGGCCCCGGAUCAGAACCAUAGAUCAGGGGCCAUCACUCUUCCUUCCAGAGUCGGAACAAGGACCGAACCACGAGGGACAGAGACUCCACCACCACACAAAACACAACCAGUGGACAAGUGGACUGAACAACCUCAGUCCUGGUGGUCAUCAGAGAGAUAGAGGCUCCAGUCAGGGAUCCAGUCUGCAGCCCAGACCCUUCUCUUCACAGUCUCAGUGCAGGGAUGAAGCAGGGCCUGAGGCUGAUAGAGAUAGACCCUCCUGUUCCUAUGAUACAAACACCACAGUAUCCACAAUGAACAGAGCAGGUCACCCUGGGCUUCAGCCUUCACAGAAAGUGGUGGGAGACUCCCCUGGUGGUAGUCUAUCAGGAAGUCUGUCUUCUCCUUCAGAGUCUCCUCUAAUGCCUGGUGGCUGGGUUAAUAGAAAGCCUGGACCUGGGUCUAGCCUUCCUCAGUUACCUCAUGGUUACCCCACUAAUACAGACAAGGUCAGGAUGGGCGUUCACCACAAGAGGUAUCUAGCCUAUAACACAGCACACAAUCCCAACAACACCCAAACAAUGGCUCAUGGAGGGAGCUCAAAGACUAACCAACUGAGGGUGGUCGCUCCUGCUUCUACCUCCUCUGGUGUCAUUGGGUCACAACGUGGGAGGCCGAGCGUUAGGAUAGACGCUGACAAGCUUUACGCCUGCUCCACAUGUGGGAAGCGCUUCGCUGAGGCAAACUAUGUGAAGGAGCACCAGACCGUUCACACCAAGGAGAGGCCCUUCAAGUGCAAACUGUGUUACAAGAGCUUCUCCUUCCGGAGUAGCCUUAUCAGACAUAGGAGUGUCCAUAAUGUGGAGAAAUCGGAGCAGUGUGGCUAGAGAGGGCUCCCGAGUGGCGCAGCAGUCUAAAGCACUGCAUCUCAGUGCUAGAGGCAUCACUACAGACCCUGGUUUGAUUCCAGGCUCUAUCACAAUCGGCCGUGAUUGGGAGGCCCAUACGGCGGCGCACAAUUGGCGGAGCGUCGUCCGGGUUAGGAUUUGGCCGGGGUAGGCAGUCAUUGUAAAUAAGAAUUUGUUCUUAACUUACUUGCCUAGUUAAAUAAAUAAAAAUGUGAAGAUGUACACAGGGGGCCAUACUUUAGCUAUCAUGUGAAGUGGCCUGGAGUAAGAGCAGUGGCAUUCUGGAGGUGGGCAGAACGCCAGUGGGCAAUUAGUAUACUCACUUCUUAAUCCCCACGAUGCAUAUCAAAGUAGUGUAGUGGAGGUAUACCCUGUGUCAAUAAGGCUGAUGGAACAGAUCUAGACUGUUUAUCUUACAAUGUUGCUAAACUAUUAUUUCGUCACAUUUUCGCAAUGUGCACACAGUGUUAGGCCUAUGCGCAAAUGAUUCAAAAUGCAAUUUGUGGGAAAAGAACUUUGUGCAAUCGUGAGGAAUAAAAUUGGCUACUUCAAAAUGGAGAUAGGCUCAGUGGCACUGCCCAUAAUGGCACGGAUACAGUGAUGAGGCCUCUUUCCAUCUACGUUUUGGCCUGACUGUGAAUGACCAAUGGAUUCUAUUAUUUUAGGUCAUUUAGAGUGUAUGUCACUUUCAUAUUAAAUUAAUUACACAGGGCACCUUUUCUUCCUGUUUGGGAUUUUUUUGGCACCACUUCACCACUGGGUAAGAGGACAAUUAACCACUCAUUAACCUUUGUUAAUUUGUCAUUUGAAAUAGGAUUGUGUAAGUACCUGUUUUUAGAGAGACAGUACCUAGGCAAGAACAACCUAGACUAGAACAAGGACAGUUGAAUAUUUACCUUACUGAGGUGAU